ACUUGGGCUGCACAGUUCCCAGCCGGGGCGGAGGGCGGCCGGCCUAGAGCAGAGCCCUCCGGAUGGCCGAGCUGGACCUGACGUUCCCGGGGCCCCCGGCCCGGGUCGGCGCACACGCCCCAGGCCCCCUUGGCCCGGACCCCGGGAGGACCAGCCCGACGGGAGAGGAUGGGGGUUCCCCGGAGAGGCCCGAGGGGGACCCAGGGGGACAGGGCGGCGACUCUGCAGGGCAGGGGGCUCCCGGUGACGGCGACGCGGCUGAGGAGGACAUCCUGUGUGACUUCUGCCUCGGGGCCAGCAGAGUGCCGGCCGUGAAGUCCUGCCUGACGUGCAUGGUCAGCUACUGCGGGGAGCACCUGCGGCCGCACCGGGAGAACAGCAGGCUGCACGGCCACCAGCUGGCGGAGCCCCUGCGGGACUGUCACCUGCGCACCUGCCGCGCCCACCGCAGCCCGCUGGUGGCCUUCUGCCGGCCCGACCGCCAGUGCAUCUGCGAGGAGUGUGGCCAGGGCCAGCACAGGGGACACGCCACCGCCCCCCUGGACACAGCCCGCAGGGACACGGAGGCUGAACUUCAGCGCACCCAGGUAGACCUGGAGAGGAAACUGAAGUUGAAUGAAAAUGCCAUCACCAGGCUCCAAGCCAACGAAAAAUCCGUCCUGGUGUCGGUCUCGGAGGUGAAGGUGGUGGCCGAGGAGCAGUUUGAGGACCUCCUUGGUGCUGUGAGGAAAGCCCAGGCCGACGUGAUGCUCUUCCUGGAGGAGAAGGAGCAGGCUGCCCUGAGCCAGGCCGGUGGCAUCAAGACCCACCUGGAGCACAGGGGCGCGGAGAUGGAGCGGAGCAGGCAGGAGCUGGAGAGGGUGGCUGCCAUCAGCAACACCAUCCUGUUCCUGGAGGAAUACAGCAAGUUUAAGAACAUGGAGGAUGGUGCCUUCCCCAGUGUUUACAUUGGACUCAAGGACAAGCUCUCGGGUAUCCGGAAGGUCAUCACGGACUCCACCGAGCACAUAAUCCAACUGCUGCAGAACUAUAAGGAAAAGCUCCGAGAGUUUUCCAAGGAAGAGGAGUAUGACAUCAGAACCCAAGUGUCUGCCGUCGUUCAGCGUAAAUAUUGGACCUCAAGACCCGAGCCCAGUGGCAGGAACGAGUUCCUCCAGUAUGCAUGUGACAUCACGCUGGACCCAGACACGGCACACAGGUAUCUCCGGCUCCAGGAGGACAAUCGCAAGGUCACCAACACCACGCCUUGGGAGCACCAGUACCCUGACCUCCCCAGCAGGUUCGUGCACUGGCGGCAGGUGCUGUCCCAGCAGAGCCUGUACCUGCACAGGUACUACUUCGAGGUGGAGCUCUCCGGCCCGGGCACCUACGUGGGCCUGACCUACAAGGGCAUCGACCGGAAAGGGGAGGAGCGCAACGGCUGCAUUUCUGGAAAUGACUUUUCCUGGAGCCUCCAGUGGAACGGGAAGGAGUUCACGGCCUGGCACAGCGACACGGAGAGCCCACUCGAGGCCGGCCCUUUCCGGAGGCUUGGGGUCUACGUCGACUUCCCAGGAGGGACCCUGUCCUUCUAUGGCGUCGAGCCUGACGCCAUGACUCUGAUUCACAAGUUUGAUUGCAAGUUUUCCGAGCCUGUCUAUGCGGCCUUCUGGCUCUCCAAGAAGGAGAGCGCCAUCCGCGUCGUGGAUCUGGGGGAGGAACCGGAGAAGGCGUGAUCAUCCUCAAGGGAGGCUGCUCCCUGGGUGCCCGGGGCUACAGGUUGACGUUGGCCAACCACAGAGAUGGGACAGCAGGGUGCACGCUGAGGGUGGCUUCUGGGGAGAAAUAACAGGGGGCUUCAACCAGCCAGCAGUGGCAGCUGGGUUUUGAAAGCCUGAGGGUCUGUGGCUGAGGAGGAGGGUCUUGGGCUGCUCCUUUGUGUCCCAAGCAGCAUCAUUUUCUGUGUGUUGGUAGCAAUUCUUCGGCGCUUCUCCAGGAGGGCCUCGGUCCCCCAUCAUCAUCUUCCAGUGAUCCCCUCCCGUCUGCUCAGGUAAACACCACACUUGCCCAGAUUUGGCAACCAAGAAAAUUCAGAGUGACUUCAAAGCUUGCGCUAUGGCCAUAAUAAAUUGCUAACU
Messenger RNA from Choloepus didactylus (southern two-toed sloth), 2117 nucleotides. It is a transcript of the gene TRIM16, whose product is annotated as tripartite motif containing 16. The transcript has 6 exons. NCBI's taxonomy places the organism in Eukaryota, Metazoa, Chordata, Mammalia, Pilosa, Megalonychidae. The record is from RefSeq and is a predicted model, not a curated record. Gene Ontology annotation, molecular function: zinc ion binding; protein binding. The coding region runs from base 63 to 1715 and encodes 550 amino acids.